This is a messenger RNA of Pleuronectes platessa (European plaice), 1475 nucleotides long. RefSeq names its product family with sequence similarity 174 member C (gene fam174c). The transcript is spliced from 3 exons. NCBI's taxonomy places the organism in Eukaryota, Metazoa, Chordata, Actinopteri, Pleuronectiformes, Pleuronectidae. Gene Ontology annotation, cellular component: extracellular region. The record is from RefSeq and is a predicted model, not a curated record. The coding region runs from base 296 to 766 and encodes 156 amino acids.
ACAACUCGAGCUACUGUCCACAAACUUCUGCUGGAGGCAAAGAGAAGGUUCCGAUCCACUUCAUACAUGAGUAUCUUAGUUGUGAGGCUUAUUGUGAUUGACAGAUCAAAGCUGUACAGGUGAGGCUGAUUGACAGGCGGCCCACCUCCAGCCCAACGCAGGGGAAGUGCCCACGUGCCUCUACGUCAUCAGUAGUGGGUGUGAACUUCCUGGUUGUGUGUGUAAACAGUUCCGUUAUCGUGAAGAAGCUCAGCUCCGGUACCGGACCUCAGCGGCUCCUGUCCCCGGUGUGAACAUGACCUGUCCGCUCCUCCCGGUGCUCCUCCCGGUUCUCCUCCCGGUGCUCCUCCCGGUGCUCCUCCCGACCUGCUGCCUGGUGUUUGCGGGGGAUGUGAGCGGAGGCUCCGGCGGCAGCACCGCGGCUCCCCGGCCCUCCGGCUCUAACUCCAGCCGGCCCAACUCCACCCUGAGCGGGCAUUCGCUGAGCGGCUUCUCCGUCGACAGCUCCAUGAUCCAGAGGAGCUUCUACGUCCUCAUCGGGGUCUCCGUCAUCGGGCUGCUCUACUUCCUGGUCCGAGCCGUGAGGCUGAAGAGACCCGGCCAGAGGAAGAAAUACGGUUUGUUGCUGAACGACGCGGUGGAGAUGGAGGAGGUGGAGACGGACGAGGACGACACACUGUUUGAGGCUCGCAGCCUCCGCAGGUCAGCAACACAACUACACAAUAACAACACAACAAGUACAUCUGCCUCACUCCAGAACGCGUGAAGAUCAUUUACAUGUGAGGGAACUCGCUGCUUCCAGAAGAUGAGUCCAGAAGAAGACGUGGAUCAGGAUCAGGGGAGACAGGACUGAUGGACCAAGCUUUAUUAUUAUUCGUAUUAAUAUCACAAUGAAUGCAGAUUGACGCCAAAGCUGCAGCUGCUCCGGGAGCCGAGCAGGAGAAUCAAUAUUUUUUUACGUGGCGUCGGAUGAUGUGAUCCGGGUCGCCCUGACGACACACUGAGCUUCUAACUUGUGUGAUGACGCAGCCGUGAUCAGACUGAGGAGGCGUGGAGCUCCGCCCCCAAGGACUACACAACCACAGACAGACACACACAGAAACCAAAACACACCCCUUCAUGUUUUUCUGUUCAUUCAAAUAAAAGUCCGAAGGUUUUUCUCGGUGCAUAAAUUAGCAGAAGUCACAUGACCUUAGCUUGGUGCUGAAGGACAGCAGCUGAGAUGUUCAGUGGACCAAUGAGGAGACGGCUCCUUCACCUUUCAUCACAGUGUUUUACUUUGAUCUUUGAUUUGUUCAGUGGCAUCAUCUCUUCUUCUGCAGUGGUGUAUCAGCACCGAAGGUAACAGCAGCGCCACCCACUGGUUAUCUCCAGCUCCUGAUGUUCAUUUUGAUUUUGACCAUUUUCUAAAAUCUCAGUUACAAUCUCUUUUUGAAUAAAAUCAAUAAAAAUUGAUUAAAAUCAUCAAACAAACA